Messenger RNA from Alligator mississippiensis (American alligator), 3356 nucleotides. It is a transcript of the gene ZNF784, whose product is annotated as zinc finger protein 784. The record is from RefSeq and is a predicted model, not a curated record. Lineage: Eukaryota; Metazoa; Chordata; Crocodylia; Alligatoridae. The coding region runs from base 124 to 1785 and encodes 553 amino acids. The transcript is spliced from 2 exons. Gene Ontology annotation, biological process: regulation of transcription by RNA polymerase II. Gene Ontology annotation, molecular function: DNA-binding transcription factor activity, RNA polymerase II-specific; RNA polymerase II cis-regulatory region sequence-specific DNA binding.
UAAAGGGCAGGGCGGGGCGGGGCGGGGCGGGGCGAGGCGAGGCGAGGCGAGGCGAGGGUUGGUCCGUGGCUGCGCGGGAGCAGGAGCUGGCGGCUGCAGGGCCCCGGGUGCCACAGGCAGCGGAUGGAGGGGCAGGCCAUGACUGCAGCAGCCAAGGAGGGGGCAGCCGGCUCCCUGCAGGGCUCUGCCAAGAUGAGCCACCCCCAGCCCCCAGAGCCCUUCCAGCACAUCCACGAGGACACCCAUGUGGGGCCCCACCAGUGCCCCACCUGCGGCUGCCUGUUCCCAUCUGCCCACUUGCUGGACGACCACCACCACACCGGCUGCUUGCAGGCUGUGCCCCAGCCCCGAGUCCCGCCAGUGGCCGCCUGCCCCGGGGCGAAGCCCUACUCCUGCUCCUUCUGCACCAAGCGUUUCAAGCGCUCUUCAGACCGGCGGGACCACGAGCGUGUGCACACAGGAGAGCGUCCCUUCCGCUGCGACAUCUGCGGGAAGUGCUUCACCCAGGCCUCGGUGCUGACUGGCCAUCUGCGCAUCCACACAGGCGAGCGCCCCUUCUGCUGCUCUGUGUGUGCCAGGGCCUUCAACAACUGCUCCAACUUCAAGAAACACCAGCGUAUCCAUGCCUGCCUGGGCCACAGGGCAGCCCCCACCCAGCCCCUGCAUGCCAAGAAUGCCUGCACCCUUCGCCCCAGUGCCCCCCAGAGCCAGCAGGAUGGGGAAGGGCAUGCCACAGAGCGGACACAAGAUGUCGGCACUUGUGCCACAGGGCUAAAGCGAGAUAGGGGAGCUCCAGCGAAGGGGCUGAGAGAAGAUGGCAGCCCUCAUGCCAAAGGGCUGAUGCAAGAUGGUGGGGCUUCUGCCAGUGGACUGAUGCAGAAUGGUAGUGCCCAGGCCAAAGGGCAGAGGCAAAAUGGCAGUGCUCUGGCAAAAGAAUUGAUGCAUGGUGGGGGCACUCACAUGAGGAACCAGGUGAAAGAUGGUGGUGCUUGUGUGAAGGGGCCAGCGCAAGACAGUGGAGGCCAUAUAAGGGUCCCCCUCCAAGUCGUUGGCAGUGAGCAAAGGACGAUGGAGCCCUGCUCUGCAGCAAACCACAGCUGUCCGUCUCCACCUGGGGGAAGAGAGGCCGUGGCUUGGUGCCCCAUGGAGCACCCCAAAGCUUGGCAGCAUCUUGUGACAAGGGAAGUCCCAGAGAAGGACUCCUGCAUUCUUGGCAAGGGCCACUGGAUCAGCCUGGACAGGGGGAUGGCAUCCCCUGUUGACUCUAUCCAGGAGGUGCCCAGCCUCCGGGGGGAGGAUGCUGAGGAAGAACGUGGUCCCAAUGGCUACUUCUCAUGGGAAAGGCUGGUUGACAUGCCCCCACAGUGUCCAGGGGACCAGAGCCCCAAAGUUUGCGUGGGGCCUGGCAGGCUGGUCCAUGCCUCCCCACCACCUGAAGCCAAGCAGUAUAUCUGCUUUGCGUGCUCCAAGCGCUUCAGGCGUGCCACAGACCUGAAGGAGCACCUGCGUGUGCACACUGGGGAGCGCCCCUUCCCCUGCAGUGUGUGUGGCAAGCGCUUCACCCAGUCCUCAGCUCUUGCCACCCACCGGCGUGUUCACACAGGCGAAAAGCCCUUCCAGUGCCCCAUGUGCCACAAGCGCUUCAACAACUCCUCCAACUUCGCCAAGCACCGGCGCGUGCACUCCAGAGAGCGCCCCCACCACUGUGCCCUCUGUGGCAAGAGCUUCCAAGAGCCACGGCAUGUGGCCCGGCACCUUCAGGCUGUCCACCAACCUCUAGGAUAGGUGGGCUGGGGUAGGAUGGCCAUGGCCAGGCUGGUGUAGAGAGGCCCAUUUAGGAUGAGGGGGACCACAUAUGGGCUGGGGUUCUCUGCCAACUAUAGGGUUAAGAAGGGGCUAGGAAAAGCUGUAGUGGAGCUGAGGAGAGACAGCUGCUGGGAUGUAGACCAGGGAGGAGAAAUGGAAAGGUCAAAUGUUAGGUGCUAGGCUGAUUCUGGGAUUCAGUCUGUGACAUCUGCCAUCUGACUCCAUGGCUUGCCUAGACUGGUUGCCUUGGGGUGGAAGGUUUUGAUAUUUGAUCCCUGGGCUUCUUCCUGUAUCACAGGGUGCCACAUCCUGACCUGCAGCCCUCCACUGUGAGGUAAGUGCUGGCAGGACAUUGCCUCCUGGCAUCUGCUGUCCCUCUGGCAGAGAGAGUUUGAGAAUUGGGGAAAAUGAUCCAAACUGAUGUCAGUUGUACAUUCUCCCCAGCUCUAAGGAGAGCUAAAACUUUUGUACCUUUACAUUUGCAGGGAGACCUUGAGGUUCCUUGGGGUGCAGUUUCCAGAGAUGCAGCUGAACAAGAAUGGAGCUUUAGGUCCUCUGAAAUCCCCUUCCCUUAGAGAGCUCAGGAGCCCGCGCAGGGAUUAAGGGACUUCGCCUUUGAGGUUUGGGGUCCAGAAGUGUUGAAGUGUCAACCUUAAUGUUCUUUUUUUCUAUUUUAGUCAAUAGUUUCCCCACUCUCCAGUCCUUCACAGUGCUCCCAAGAUGCCACGGCAUGGAGAGGGCUGUUUACACUGAAGCAGACCAUCCCAGGGCUGGGAGCUGAGGUCAGACAAAUGCAGAUCAACACACUGCCAAAGAAGAAUUUGUAUCUGGAGAUGAGAAGGCAAAACAAGCAGGGUGCUGGUAUACAGCUGGGCCACUUGUGAGGGUGAUGCUGUGACAUGGUAUGAGACUUGUUUGUCCAGGAUGGCCCUGCUGGGCCUGUGUGGCUGAGGGCCAGUUUUACAACACUGGGGAUCACAGUGGUCAAGGGGGAGUGGAAUUCCCAAGACCUGGAGCUUCUGAACGAAGACUGGUUCCUUUCUAGAUCAGUGCUGGCUGAGCUAUUGGGCACAAGGAGGAAGGAGGGGUUAGGGUGAGACCAGUUGACAGCCUGAGGGACAUAAGCCUGACUCCCUUCAACUGCCCAGAGCAAUCCAGUCUCAACAUCUCAGAGCUGUGCUCACCCACUUACGGAAUAUCUGGAUGGCACAGUUCAACACAUUCUGCCAUGCCUUGCAAUGCACAAGAGCUACACAUGCAACAUCUCACUGUAAAUUGGGCUAUGGCUAGCACUGCCACCCAACACUCUUCCUUCUGUGGGCAACUGUCUCAUGGCACAACACUUACCAGGCUUGGGAAGGACCAUGGGCUGGACUUUGGCUGUGGAAGGAGGGCCCUAGAGGAGUUCCCAUGGCCCAGGAGUCACCUAUGGAUGUGGCAGGGAGCUCCCUACCAUUGCAGCAGCCUUGGAUAAUCCCAGAUCUCCCCACACUGAGCUGUGUAACUCCUUGAGUCCCCUGUUGGCUCCCAUUAAAUAUCCCCAACAGAGA